AUGGUUGCUAAUUAUAGAGCUCGUAUGAGUAAGUUUGUUUUGGAUAUUUCCAAAAUGGUGGUCAAGAAGUGUAAAACCAAUAUGUUGAUAAAGGAGAUGGACAUCUCAAGGUUGAUGACUCAUGCUCAACAAAUCGAGGAGGAAAUAUUUAAGGAGAGAGCUAGAGAGACAAAGAGGACUAGCAAAUUGAGGGACUGCCCUUCGCUUGCUAGAAAUGGUGGAUAUGGUCGUCAGGCUCAACCUAGUGCUUCUUCUAGUCGCCCGACUCAACAAGCUGCUUCUUCUGGUUCUGGUGUUAUUCAGCGUCAGGACAAGUUUUAUGCUAUUCAGACUCGUCAGGAUCAUGAAGGUUCUCCAGAUGUGGUCAUUGGUAUGUUAUGCGUCUUUCAAUUUGAUGUUUAUGCAUUGCUUGAUCCAGGUGCUUGA
Messenger RNA from Solanum stenotomum, 426 nucleotides. RefSeq lists its product as uncharacterized. The record is from RefSeq and is a predicted model, not a curated record. Lineage: Eukaryota; Viridiplantae; Streptophyta; Magnoliopsida; Solanales; Solanaceae. The transcript is spliced from 2 exons. The coding region runs from base 1 to 426 and encodes 141 amino acids.